Molecule: messenger RNA, 2918 nt
Organism: Mizuhopecten yessoensis (Yesso scallop)
Lineage: Eukaryota; Metazoa; Mollusca; Bivalvia; Pectinida; Pectinidae
Product: 25-hydroxycholesterol 7-alpha-hydroxylase-like
Exons: 5
Coding region: 190-1665 (491 amino acids)
Biological process (GO): bile acid biosynthetic process; cholesterol homeostasis
Molecular function (GO): steroid hydroxylase activity; iron ion binding; oxidoreductase activity, acting on paired donors, with incorporation or reduction of molecular oxygen
Source: RefSeq, a predicted model, not a curated record
GGUCUAUAAAUACAGAGGUACACACCGUACCAAACCAGAACCUGCAUCUACGAUCAACCGCAACGAAACUCAAAACUUGAAACAAGCCUUACCCUACGCCAAGAAAUCAUCUGAAAUCGAUUGCUAUAUAUCGUCAUAAAGACAAGCCAAGGAAGUUAAAUUUUAUCAACUAAAGAAGAAAUCAACAAAAUGGUUGCAGUAUCAAUCUAUCUAGUAGCAGUUGCCGUGUUGUUGACUGUCGCCUACUUAAAGACCUUAUAUAGGAGAAGAAGGACCAAUGAACCACCGAUCCCAAAGGGUCAUUUCAUUUGGGGAAAUGGAGCUGACUUUUCCAAGCAUGCCGUUAAAUAUCUACACGCAACGCAGAAGAAGCUAGGAGACAUCUUUACCAUCAGAUUACUUCACCAACACCUUACUGUUGUUAUGGACCCUCAUUCAUAUGAAGCAUUUGUGAAGGAGCCAAACUUUGACUUCGAUCCUAUCCAGAAACAAGUGAACCACAAUGUGUUCAGUUUUGCUCUUAUGGAUUCAAAGAAAAUGUUGAAAGAAGCAGGUAAAAAAGUGCGCGGAACGCAUUUACACAAAGGCAUGGAACAGUAUUCAAAGUACUUGAACGCUACACACAUUGGGGUUACGAGCUCAGAGGGUUUUGGACCUGCAACAGAAUGGAGAACGGACGGACUUCGACAGUUCAACUCCAAAACAUUGUUUGUUAGUAUGUUCUAUACAAUCUUCGGCAAAGGAAAGUCAACUGACGUCUUCGAACCUUUAACAGUUUACAAAAACUUUGAUCUAUUCCACAAAUACUUCAAUUACCUUUGGCUCGGAAUGCCCGUUAACUUGUUCCCCAAAGCGCUAAAGGCCCUAAGUGUUUUGUGCCAGCAGCCUGGAUCAGCCGAACUUUUAAGCAGAGACGAUGUGUCAGAGUAUAUAAGAUUCUCAACCCAGUUCAUGUUGGACCAUGGACAAACUGAAAAGGACAUAAUUGGACACAAUUUGGUUUACUUACACGUGAAUUACAACACGUUCAGAAUGGCUUUCUGGGCUGUGUUUUAUCUCAUGCAGCACAAAGAAGCACUGAAUGCUCUGAGGGAAGAGAUUCAAGAAGUCGUCGACACAAAAAUCUCAAAUGGUGAAGUAAACGAGGAUGGAGAGGUCAACCUGACACUUGAAGACAUUGACGGAAUGGCCUUAUUAGACAGCAACACAAAGGAAACUCUACGCAUGUGCAGUGGGGUCUUCAUGGUUCGUGCUAUCACUGCCGAUACAACGUUUGAGGAGGGCGGCAAAAAGUACAACUUGCGUCAGGGGGACAAGAUUGCUAUGUACCCACCCACCAUCCACCAGGACCCAGAAAUAUUCGAAAAUCCAGAGUCAUACAAACAUGACAGAUUCGUAGAUGCCAAAUUCUAUAAAUACGGCAAAGAGAUCAGAAACCCAGUUCUCUCCUUUGGAUCGUUGUGUCCCGGUAAAAAGUACGCAAUAUCGCAAGGAAAAUGGUUCUUGUUAUCGCUCGUCUAUAAAUUUGACUUUGAACUAUGCGAGGGUGAAACAACAGAAUUGGACGUGAAAUAUUAUGGACAUGAGAUUCUGCCGCCGACCAAUGACGUACAGAUGAGAUACAGGAUGAGGGAAAAUACACACACGCUAGCCUUCACAUCGUGAUAAUGUGACAAGGAUUAAAAUGGACUGCUUGGAAAACAAUGUGAAAAACUGUUCAUGUGAAGGACAAAAGUGACUAGAGAACAGUGAAAAAUGUUUUAAACCUAAUUUAUUUUUAUUUAUUGAUGUUUGAAAGGUUGUUUUGCUUUUCGGAGAGUGCUAUUAUUAUUAUGAUGACUAUACGUGACACUUGUUCGCCGUGGUUGUGUGUCCGCGCAGAUCAUUAUAAAAUGCCAAAGUUAAAUGUAAAUGUUUAAUUGCAACAGGUCCCAUGUGUUUUUCUCAUAAAUUUUACACGUGUUGUUUUCUUCAUCUUCAUUCAUUCCUCAUCGCCACUUAUUGUUGUUAAUUCGGGCACGAGUUGUGAUAAUCAUUAUUCAUGUGUGUCGCCAUUACUCAUCAUGUAUUACGGGUAAAAGUGCAAAGAGGCUAUCUCAUCUCACGUAUGAGUUGUGCGAAAAGUGUGCAAAAUAUUAAACAUAGUUUUUUUGUAUGAUAGAUAGCAUUUGUCGGGGGACAUUAUGUAUCAUUAUUGACACGUCAAAAAAAGUUAACGUAAAAAUGAUUCAGAUUGAAUUCAAAUACAGAUAUGUAUAUUUAUAAAUCAUAAAUAUAUGUAUCUAUAUAAAUCAAUGUCCUCCGAGUUUACAAUAGCACGCAUUUCAAGUAUUGAAUUUAUUUUUGUAAUCCGAUGUUUUCAGUAUAAAUUAUACGCAUACCGACCAAAAGUUGUGUAUAACUUUCGCCAACCCAAGUAUACACUAAUAUAUACAUGAUCUGUCUCCAAGCAAAGUUACUGGCGUUUUAUCGGUAAUUUCGUCUCAGUUUAUUUAUUUAUUUAUUUAAAUCAUGUCUGGCUGUUACAACAGUUUCAUCUUCGAUAUCAAUUCAUAUUUUACGCCGCGAAAAAAGCCCUGUUUUCGUAAAUAUUUAUUUAACCCGAGAAACGCGGACCAAACUGUCCAUUCAAAAGGUGUCUUUGUGACGCUAGUGACUGUAUAUAGCACACACCUUUUCGUGUAUUAAUGUAUAUCUUUGAAUAAUGUGUUUCAGCAUAGUUAUUUAUGUAUUUCAUUUCGUCACAAUUCCAACAUCAUUGUUAUAUCUUUCAUCAUAAGAUGCCAUUUGUACAAAUAUUCAUUUAUUUAUUUAAGUUAAUUGUAUAAUUUAUUGCGUCCAAUACACGAACUUCUGAAUAUCUGGUGCUUCAACAUUGAUCAACAAAAAUGUUGAAUUGUUGAAAAAUAAAUUUCAUA